Messenger RNA from Mobula hypostoma (lesser devil ray), 387 nucleotides. RefSeq names its product histone H4. NCBI's taxonomy places the organism in Eukaryota, Metazoa, Chordata, Chondrichthyes, Myliobatiformes, Myliobatidae. The record is from RefSeq and is a predicted model, not a curated record. Gene Ontology annotation, molecular function: structural constituent of chromatin; protein heterodimerization activity; DNA binding. The transcript has a single exon. Gene Ontology annotation, biological process: nucleosome assembly. Bases 3 to 314 code for a protein of 103 amino acids. Gene Ontology annotation, cellular component: nucleosome.
UCAUGUCUGGCAGAGGAAAAGGAGGUAAAGGACUCGGGAAAGGCGGAGCCAAGCGGCACCGUAAAGUGCUCCGUGAUAACAUCCAGGGCAUCACCAAACCAGCCAUCCGCCGUCUGGCUCGCCGUGGCGGCGUCAAGCGAAUCUCGGGUCUCAUCUACGAGGAGACCCGCGGUGUGCUGAAGGUUUUCCUGGAGAAUGUGAUCCGCGACGCCGUCACUUACACGGAGCACGCCAAGCGCAAGACGGUCACUGCCAUGGAUGUGGUGUACGCGCUGAAACGCCAGGGCCGCACUCUCUAUGGCUUCGGCGGUUGAGGAACUCCUGAUUCUGAACACAACACAAAGGCUCUUUUAAGAGCCACCCACCACCUCAGAGAGAGAGAGCAGU